GCGCGGGGCGCAGCGGGGCAGAGCCGGCUCCAGAGGCGCGGCGGCCGCGGGAGGAGCAGGCGCGGAGCAUCGAGCGCAGGCCGCGCCGGCCCGACGGGAGCAGCGCGGGGCGCGGGCCGCCUCCUCCGAGCCGCCUGCGCGCGGGCGGGCCGAGACCCUUGGCCGCCGCCGGCGGGGUAUGAGCGCGGAGGGGCCGCGGCCGCCCCCCGCGCCGCUCAGGCCGUGACCGGGCGGGGGGCGGCUGCGCCUGUGUCCGCAGCCCAGGGGCUCGCGGAGCCGGGAGCGACCACCAUGGACUGCAGCCUACUGAGGACGCUCGUGCGCAGAUACUGUGCAGGGGAAGAGAACUGGGUGGACAGUCGGACCAUCUACGUCGGGCACAAGGAGCCCCCUCCAGGUGCAGAGGCCUACAUUCCACAGAGAUACCCCGACAAUAGAAUCGUCUCCUCCAAGUACACAUUCUGGAACUUCAUACCCAAGAACUUAUUUGAACAGUUCAGAAGAAUAGCCAACUUUUAUUUCCUCAUUAUCUUCCUGGUACAGUUGAUCAUCGACACACCCACAAGUCCAGUGACAAGCGGGCUCCCACUCUUCUUCGUCAUCACUGUGACAGCCAUCAAGCAGGGUUAUGAAGACUGGCUUCGCCACAAGGCAGACAAUGCCAUGAACCAGUGUCCUGUGCACUUCAUUCAGCAUGGCAAGCUGGUCCGCAAGCAGAGCCGGAAGUUGAGGGUUGGGGACAUUGUCAUGGUGAAGGAAGAUGAGACCUUUCCCUGUGACCUGAUCUUUCUCUCCAGCAACCGGGCAGAUGGCACAUGCCAUGUUACUACAGCCAGCCUAGACGGAGAGUCGAGCCAUAAAACUCACUACGCAGUGCAGGAUACCAAGGGCUUCCACACAGAGGCGGAUGUUGACAGCUUGCAUGCUACCAUCGAGUGUGAACAGCCACAGCCUGACCUCUACAAGUUUGUGGGGCGCAUCAAUGUUUACAAUGACCUGAAUGACCCUGUAGUGAGGCCACUGGGAUCAGAGAACCUGCUUCUCAGAGGAGCCACACUCAAAAACACAGAGAAGAUCUUCGGCGUGGCUAUCUACACAGGCAUGGAGACCAAGAUGGCCCUGAACUAUCAAUCCAAGUCCCAAAAGAGAUCUGCUGUGGAAAAGUCAAUGAACACAUUCCUGAUCGUGUACCUCUGCAUCCUGGUGAGCAAGGCCCUGAUCAACACAGUGCUGAAGUAUGUGUGGCAGAGUGAGCCCUUCCGAGAUGAGCCAUGGUACAACGAGAAGACCGAGUCAGAGCGCCAGAGGAAUCUGUUCCUCAGGGCCUUCACUGACUUCUUGGCCUUCAUGGUCCUCUUCAAUUACAUCAUCCCGGUCUCCAUGUACGUCACUGUGGAGAUGCAGAAGUUCCUCGGCUCCUACUUCAUCACUUGGGACGAAGACAUGUUUGAUGAGGAAAUGGGGGAGGGGCCUCUGGUCAACACGUCUGAUCUGAAUGAGGAGUUGGGACAGGUGGAGUACAUCUUCACUGACAAGACGGGCACCCUUACAGAGAACAACAUGGCCUUCAAGGAAUGCUGCAUCGAGGGCCACGUCUACGUACCCCAUGUCAUCUGCAAUGGGCAGGUCCUUCCCGACUCUUCUGGCAUUGACAUGAUUGAUUCUUCCCCAGGUGUUUGUGGAAGGGAACGGGAGGAGCUGUUUUUCAGGGCUAUCUGCCUGUGCCACACUGUCCAAGUGAAAGAUGACCAUUGUGGGGACGAUGUCGAUGGUCCCCAGAAAUCUCCAGAUGCAAAGUCCUGUGUGUACAUAUCAUCCUCCCCUGAUGAGGUUGCACUGGUUGAAGGUGUGCAGAGGCUUGGAUUCACAUACCUGAGACUAAAGGACAAUUACAUGGAAAUACUGAACAGGGAGAAUGACAUAGAGAGAUUUGAAUUGCUAGAAGUGCUGACCUUUGAUUCUGUUCGGAGAAGAAUGAGCGUGAUUGUAAAAUCUGCUACAGGAGAAAUUUAUCUGUUUUGCAAAGGAGCAGACUCUUCAAUAUUUCCCCGAGUGAUAGAAGGCAAAGUGGACCAAGUCCGCUCUAGAGUGGAGCGCAAUGCAGUGGAAGGGUUGAGGACCCUGUGUGUUGCCUACAAGAGGCUCGAGCCAGAACAAUAUGAAGAUGCCUGCCGACUGCUACAGGAUGCCAAAGUAGCACUUCAGGAUCGGGAGAAGAAGCUGGCAGAAGCCUACGAGCAGAUCGAGAAGGACCUCAUUCUGCUUGGUGCUACAGCUGUUGAGGACCGGCUCCAGGAGAAAGCCGCUGACACAAUUGAGGCACUACAGAAGGCAGGCAUCAAGGUCUGGGUGCUCACAGGGGACAAGAUGGAGACAGCCUCGGCCACCUGCUAUGCCUGCAAGCUGUUCCGCAGGAGCACACAGCUGCUGGAGCUGACCACCAAGAAGCUAGAGGAGCAGAGCCUGCAUGACGUUCUCUUCGACCUGAGCAAGACAGUGCUGCGCUGCAGCGGGAGCCUGACACGGGAUUCCUUCUCAGGCCUCUCCACAGAGAUGCAUGACUAUGGUUUAAUCAUCGAUGGAGCUGCACUCUCCCUGAUAAUGAAGCCGAGAGAGGAUGGGAGCUCCUCAGGCAACUACAGAGAGCUCUUCCUGGAGAUCUGCAGGAACUGCAGUGCAGUGCUGUGCUGCCGGAUGGCACCCUUGCAGAAGGCCCAGAUUGUUAAGUUAAUCAAAUUUUCAAAGGAGCAUCCUAUUACCUUAGCAAUUGGUGAUGGUGCAAAUGAUGUCAGCAUGAUCCUCGAGGCCCACGUGGGCAUAGGUGUCAUCGGGAAAGAGGGUCGCCAGGCUGCAAGGAACAGCGACUAUGCAAUACCCAAGUUUAAACACUUGAAGAAGAUGCUUCUUGUUCACGGGCAUUUUUAUUAUAUCAGGAUAUCUGAGCUUGUGCAAUACUUCUUUUAUAAGAAUGUCUGCUUCAUUUUCCCUCAGUUUUUGUACCAGUUCUUCUGCGGAUUUUCACAGCAGACUUUGUACGAUACUGCCUAUCUGACUCUCUACAACAUCAGCUUCACCUCCCUCCCGAUUCUCCUGUACAGCCUCAUGGAGCAACACGUGGGCAUUGAUGUGCUCAAGAGAGACCCGUCUCUCUACAGAGACAUUGCCAAGAACGCACUGCUGCGCUGGCGGGUGUUCAUUUACUGGACAUUUCUCGGCGUUUUUGACGCUUUGGUAUUUUUCUUUGGUGCUUAUUUCAUAUUUGAGAACACAACCUUGACCAUCAACGGACAGAUGUUUGGGAACUGGACUUUUGGGACGCUGGUGUUCACUGUGAUGGUGCUCACUGUCACACUGAAGCUUGCACUGGACACACACUACUGGACUUGGAUAAACCACUUUGUCAUCUGGGGGUCGCUGCUCUUCUACAUUGUCUUCUCCCUGCUCUGGGGGGGGAUUAUCUGGCCAUUCCUCAGUUACCAGCGGAUGUACUAUGUGUUCAUAUACAUGCUGUCCAGUGGGCCUGCCUGGCUGGGCAUCAUACUGCUCGUCACGGUCGGCCUCCUCCCUGACGUCCUCAAGAAGGUCUUGUGCAGGCAGCUGUGGCCCACGGCGACGGAAAGAACUCAGAACAUACAACUUCGGGACAGCAUUUCAGAAUUCACCCCUCUGGCCUCUUUGCAGAGCUGGGGAGCUCAGGGCACCAGGCUCUUGGCUGCCCAGUGUAGCUCCCCCUCUGGGAGAGCUGUGUGCUCCAGGUGGGAGAGCGAAGAGUAUCCUGUGCUCACUGCUCACCCAGGCCUUCCCCACAAGGCGAGGUAUGGGUGCUGUAGGUCCAGCCUGGAGACACCCACCUGAUGGACAGACAGCCCCUCUGAGGGCUCUGUUCUUGGGCACCUGUGUGUGCCUGCACCUGUCGCACCCUUCAUCCUCAGGGAGGGGAGGGUAGGAUCACAGGUCGCCCACUGAGGCACAGCACACUGCAGUCUGGACUGUACAUAACGGGCAUCAUCGUCCUAGGCCUGGUGACCAUACGUCCAGUUGGGCUACGGAAAGGACAUUAUGCUUGGCCUCAUCUUAAGCCCCGUGGCUAUGAAGCCGGCCUUGGCCCCGCGCACCCACCUGCUGCUGCCACCUCUGCUGUCUCUUGAGAAGAUCCUAUCCUUUUGUCUACAGCCUUGUGCACAGCACAUGGCACUCGCCUCAUACGGUGUCCCGAUGUUCCUGACCACGUAUUUGCUGUGUGAACCAUGCACACUUCCCCCCGGGGAGUUGCCAUGUCAGACACUGAUUGGAGCGUGUCUCCUGGACCUGUGGCCUCACUGUGCCCAUGCUCACUGUCCCUCACAGAGCCAUCUUCCUAGAUCAUGUCUGAGUCAGUCUGCUAAGAUACUGACCCUACACGUCGGAGCCUUUGGAGAUGUCAGCACCCCUUCCUGUCACCGGCCUGUGGAAGAUGACGUUUAUGUAUGUGAAUAAGUCACACUGUUAGCCAAGUCUCUCAGGAGUGUAGUCAGUUAAACUUACUGGAAAACAUUUGUUUCAGUGGUGUGGGGAAAGGGGGAGGUUUGGGGCGUCCAGGCAGGUGUUUAUCCCACCCAGAGGUGAGUCCCACACUGUCUGGGGCUACUGUGGAUUCAUCCGCUCUAGUCUGCUGCUCUGCCUGCCACUGGUGCCACACAAAUCCCAUCCAGGGCUUCACUUGGAGUGGACAGGCCAUCAAAAGGCCACUGGACUGUGAAUCUCUGCUACUGCCGCACUGGCAUUUCUGUUUUCAGCAACGCUCCCUGACAGCACUGUAACGGGCCUGACUCAUGUUUUAGUGUGAUGCAGCCUUUCAGACAGUACCUGGGAGAGAGCCAGCCCCACCCUGUGGAGUUAUGUGGUGGGUCUGGAGCCAUGGUGAAGGUCUCUGGCACUUGAGGGCCUGUGUCCUGGGAAGCACAAAUUUUAUAACAUGAUUACACAGGGUUUCCCUAUAAAGUGUGUGCUUGAACUGGGGACCAGCCAACAGUAGGAGCAGUUACUGCACCUGGCAGCUGGGGGAGGUUGGGCGAAUAAACACCACACCAAAGAUGGGGAGGGGGGUGGCCUUGGGCUUCGGACACACAGAGGAUGUCCCGUGCUGCUGAGGGCUGUCUGUGCCUCCACACACCAUGCCCAUUCACCUGCCUGUGUCUCCACGUGUCAGAGGAUCGGAGCCCCAGUCCACACUGGCCCUUACAUAGUAGUGUGUGCAUUUUUACAGCCCCCCUUUUAAGAGCCCUGCGGGUACAAAUAUAAUACCUGUGGGGAGGGGCAGAUUCUCUGUGUUUAGUUAACAGAUUAUUUGUAAUGUAUUUUUUUAGGGAUCUUAAAAUUACCUUUGCACUAAAGUAUUUUCAUAGCUGUUUCUAUAUCUUAUUCAUUUGUCAAUGCACCUUCUGAUUUUUAAAUAUGUUUUUAAAGCUUUUGCUUUUUAAGUUUCAGAAUUUUGGCCACUUAAGUGCUGGUGAGCAUCUUGGCUGAAUGUGUCCGUGCCUGGCACGGACCUGAGUCUCCUCUGUGCCUCUCUUUCUUGACGUUCCCAGAGACUGACUAGCUGAGGUGUGCUGAGGGCAAACAGUUUCCUCUGCUUGCUUUGUCACUGUCCUUUGUCACUUUAUGGUUUCUAUUUUAUUUAUUUAUUUUUGUUUUUUGGUUUUUUUUUAUUCCAUCCUUCAGCCUUAAACACUUAACACUAUCCUUCCUGCAGGCUCUUCAUUCUGCAACCCUCUCUGGUGUGGGAACACUGUCCUGCACCACCACUCCCAAUAACAAGUUUACGUAGGAACAUCCCAGACUGAAUGCACACUCCAAUGUCUUUAAAAUUGUGCUUAGGAAAUUACCAAAUGAAGUUGCCUGAGAGUUUGAAGUAGACAAGGGCACAGGUGAAAUGCAGAGACAGAGACCAAACACUCGUGCAGAAGGUUGCCCACCUCACCUCACAGUGGCUGUUUUCUUUCCUUCAAGCAAGGAACUUCAACUCAAAUUAAGCAUCCUUUUUUCUUAAUUCAGUUGCACAGAUGUUCUGUGGCUUACUACUUUGGCUCCGCCCCCUACAAGUACUUCAUCUCAUGUAUGUUCCAGGAGCCCUGGCUGCACAUGUGUUCUCUUACUUUCUGCUCCGCACACACUCAUGCCAUGUACAAGCGUGUAUAAACAUACACAUGUGCACAAACACAUGUGCAUUCCUCUUCAAGACCAUGUACCAGCUGCUUCUGACAGCCCUAUGCAGAGAUGUUGCCCUCUAGAAUGUCAGGCUCCUUACACACACACACACACACACACACACACACACACACUAGGAAGGGUGCUUGGGCUGUGUGAGUGCACACUGUGCUGGACUGAGCUCUCCCCUCCCAGGGAUGCUUACCUCACAGUCAAGGCCUCCCCUUGCUCCCUCAAUCCAGCAAGCAGGAUCCAGGCUAACCAAAGCUGCAUGCCAUCCCGAGUACAGGUGCCUGCCCCCAGCCACGUACUAGCUAGGAAAACAUUUAUUCCUAAAUCUCAGCAAUCCAUCCUGAGUAUAAGCAGACCAAAGGCCUCACCUAGGGGAUGGCAUAGCCAAAGCUGGAACAGGGUAACGUUUGAGUGUUCAUACUGAGCACAUGUCCCAGGAUCAGCUGCUGAAUGUCUGAAGUGUGCGUGCCCUCGUGGUUGCCCAAGUUGCUGAGCAUCACCCAGGUGUCUGGUGUUCUGGAGGGAGCUCCAGCCUGGGUCUCUGAAUCCCCAAGUCCAAGGCAUAUCUGCACUGCUGGUAUCCACUGGUACUGGAUUCACCCGUCCAUUUAUUUCAUCUUAAUGUAGUUUAUUGGCAAUGCCAUGGUACAGCAGGCCCUUGCAUUCUGCGUUUCUUUUGGAAGUUACCCAUUCAUGACUAAAACCAGGAAAACAUCACUUAGUGAAUGCAAUUUUUUUGUUUUAAAACCUAGAAGACGGGUGAAUAGAAAGUGGAGUGGUUCUGAUACUGUGUCUGAACAAAGCUUUAAUGAAGAUAUAUAUGGUGGAAGUAUUAUGGAAGUGUGAUUCUAAUUUUGCAGAAAAAAUGUAUCAAUUUAUAUAGCUUUAUUUUUUACCUUAUCAAGAGAUAGAGAAUUUUAAUAUGCAUAUAUUGUCUGACUUAGAAUCAUGUGUGUCUGCAUUACCACUUAAAAUGUCCAUCUACUAUGUAAUGUAUGAAUAAGAGAGAAUCAAAGAUGUAUUUAACAUGAAUGGUUAUCUGUAGCUGUUGUCAUAAGUACUGGGAUUUAUUUUAAAUUAUCAAGUAUAAUAAGUACAUUAAACAUGUCAUUCUCCAACACUAAUGUCUAACUGAGAGCCCAGUAACCUGCUUUGAAAAAUUGUGAAUUAAACCAGAUCAAACAUC
Molecule: messenger RNA, 7384 nt
Organism: Mastomys coucha (southern multimammate mouse)
Lineage: Eukaryota; Metazoa; Chordata; Mammalia; Rodentia; Muridae
Gene: Atp11a
Product: ATPase phospholipid transporting 11A
Exons: 29
Coding region: 292-3855 (1187 amino acids)
Biological process (GO): phospholipid translocation
Cellular component (GO): plasma membrane; recycling endosome; trans-Golgi network
Molecular function (GO): magnesium ion binding; ATP hydrolysis activity; ATP binding
Source: RefSeq, a predicted model, not a curated record